AUGGUGCGCACCUUCGGUCGGGAGCUCUCCUCGGCGGCCACCGAGCAGACCUGCCUGGGUCGAAUUGAGGAGAACUUUCAAGCGUACAGUGGCGAGGUGAGCUACUUUGACGGCAAUAAGAUGAUGGACGACAUGCGCCAGGACGUGAUCAACAUGCUCAACUGGAAACGGCAUGCAGUGGACCGCAUUGCCAAUGAGAGCGAGCGCAUCAGCUCUAAUCACACCUUUGAUAAGAACCUAGACAACUUUCCCUUCCUCAAUGUCAACCAGCCGCCCAUUGACAGUGAAGAUGAUGGAGGUGGUGGAGGUGGAGGUGGUGGUGAUGGCGAUGAUAAGAAGGAUGAACCGAUUGGCAUUAAACCCGAGGGCCUGCGACCGAGCACCGCCGCCGCCAACUUUGACGGCUACGAGGUGGAUCUGGAGUCCUCGGCGGUGCACAUUCCCGUCAACGUUUUCCACAAGGCGGUCGAGGUGAUCAAUGACAUCAAGUGGUCGGACGCGCUGACGCCCUUCUUCAAGAACAACCUCGCCUUUGACCCCAGCCUCAGUUGGCAGUUCUUCGGCAGCGCCAAGGGCUUUCUCCGCCUCUACCCUGCCUUUCAGUGGCGAGAGCCGCCCAACCUGAAGGUAGGCGCGGAGGCGGUCGGAGAGGACGGAAGCCUGCAGCCGCCGCCCUCGGUCGAUUUCUACGACUGCCGCAUGCGCAGCUGGUACAUCCAGGGGGCGGCCAGCCCGAAGGACAUCGUCCUCCUGCUGGACACCAGCGGCAGCAUGCUCGGCAGACGGCGGAUUCUCGCCUCGGACGUCGUUUCGAAGAUUCUGGACACGCUGACGGAGGACGACUACGUGGCCGCCUACCAGUUCAACAAGAACGUGACGCCCAUCUGCGGCUGCCUCGAUCGGCUAGUGCGGGCCACCAAGCGGAACGUGCUGACGAUCAAGGGCGCCCUGCCGGGGCUGAAGUCGGAGAAUCCGGUCAACUUCACUGGCGCCCUCCUGGAGGCCUUCAGCACGCUGCAGGCGGUGAAUAAGAGUGGGCGUGGGUCGCAGUGCAACCAGGCCAUAAUGAUCGUCACCGACGGCGCACCGAGCACCUACGAGGAGAUCUUCCGGCAGUUCAACUACCCGAACAUUCCCGUGCGAGUGUUCACCUACCAGGUGGGCAAGGACGUGACGAUGAACGGGGAGAUGUACUGGAUGGCCUGCGAGAAUCGGGGCUACUUCACGCAUGUCGCCAAUCGGGCGGAGGUUCAUGAGCAGGUGCAGAAGUACAUUCCCGUGCUCAGUCGGCCGGUGGUGCUCAGCGGACAGCGGAUCUUCAGCUGGACGCCCGUCUACGCACCCAACUCAAAGAUGGAGUUGACUGACUGGAACUGGGAUAAUAAGCAAAAAAGCGAGUUUGUGGCAAAUCUACGCGCUAAUGGCGCUCUGGGCCUGGUGUCCGGUGACCAGUCCUCUGUAUCGCUGGCUGAAGAAACCGCUCCUGAAUCUUCUGCAACCGCAGAAUCUUCCGAUCUGCUCGAAUCAAGACACAGUACACAAAAGCACAACAUCACCCGACGCGUCCUUAUCAAGAACGUCUAUCAGGACAAAGACCCGGAGCAAAUUCACAUUGCCAAUUUGCUGGGAGUUGCCGGCAUUGACGUUCCUAUUAAGGAAAUCAUCAAACUGACGCCGCCUUUUAAGCUCGGGGUAAACGGCUACGUUUUCAUUAUUUCCAACAACGGUUACAUCCUCUACCACCCUGAUCUGCGACCUUGUUUCGAAGACUUCCUGAAGCCCUUCUACGCCUCGGUGGACCUUGGCGAAGUGGAGCUGGCCAACAACACCAACGGUCCUCGAGACUGGUCCGGCAGCGAGAUCGAGGUGAUUCGCAACAACAUGAUCGAGAGGACGCACGGCUGGAAAAAGGUCGCCGUAAAGAUGCACAUCGACGAGAUGCGCCGGGUGGUGACCAGGGUCAAUCACUACACUCACGGCUGGAUCAGCAACACGCCCUUCUCGCUGGCCAUUGCCCUGCCGGAGCCCUACGGCAGCUACCGCCUCACCUCGGCCGUCGACCUGAAGAUGAAGUUCCGCUCGGAGAACUUCACCGCCUACUUCCGCGGUGACAAGGACCUGGUGCAGAAGUUGGUUCUGGACGCCAAGUUGACGGACAUUCCUAGCACCAAGUGCAAUACCAGUCCGAACCUGAGAGAGUAA
Rhagoletis zephyria (snowberry fruit fly) is the source of this 2202-nucleotide messenger RNA. NCBI's taxonomy places the organism in Eukaryota, Metazoa, Arthropoda, Insecta, Diptera, Tephritidae. The record is from RefSeq and is a predicted model, not a curated record.